CUAGGUUGUGUUGUUUGUUUUUUAUUUUCAACUAAAAUCCGCGAUCGCACGUAGCUGCAGCAGCAUUGUUUGUUUACCAACUGUCGUAACAUCAGCCAGCAAAAUUCUGGUCAAAGGAAAUGGGAAAUGCCAGUGGCAAGCGGGAGACGGAUAAUCUCUACACAUCGGAGGAGCUACGAAUGCUGGAAUCGGCGUAUAAAAACGCUUCCGGCGGAGCUCUUGAAAAGCUGACCCAAGACAGAUUGGUGGAAACUUGGUCACAAACCAUCGAACGAUCUUUGGCCGAAAGUACGGCUCAAUAUCUAUUUACACCCACGAAGCCUGGCCAGCAAUGUGUCAACAUACCGCUAAAGAAAUUCGGAGAGCCUUACUACAUUAUGGAGCGUGGAACUAUUGACCAGAAGCUGCAAAUGCUCUUGGGUUCAUUGGACAGAAGUGGAAGUGACACCUUCAACAGCAAGCAAUUGGAGCAAUACAUCUACUCGGUGAUAAAAAGCUACGUGCAUCUAGAAAGCACUGCCAAGAACUCGGGCAUCAAAGAAUGGCAGGAUAUAGGCUUCAAUACCACGGAACGAUCGGCGGCCACUUUCGCCAAAGGGCUGAUGCGGAAUCUGGGCAAGGAGCUGGAGCACACUAUGCCCAAUGAAGCCGUGGAACGCUGGUUGCACGUCACUCCCCAGUUCCUGCAGCUCUGGCGCGAGGUCUUUAGUCAGCUGUACUGCCGUCAUGGUGGCAGCAAACGCAACAUAAUUAAGGAAAUGGAAAUUCCCAUUCUUCCAGAAAUGUGUGAUGCUCCGCAGAAUAGUCACUAUCGCCCAAUCAUCGAACUGCCGCACGUCCUAUAUAUCAAUGCCCAGUUACCACGCGAGCAUCGUCAUAAAUGGCGUUUUCUGUUUUCAUCGAAAAUUAAUGGAGAGAGCUUCUCGACCAUGUUGGGAAAAGUCUUGGACAAGGGACCUACGUUGUUCUUUAUCGAGGACGAGGAUCAGUACAUAUUUGGCGGCUAUGCAUCCGAAACGUGGUCUGUGAAACCACAAUUUGGGGGCGAUGAUAGCUCAUUGCUCUACACCUUAAGCCCUGCCAUGCGGUGCUUUUCGGCCACAACUUAUAACGAUCACUAUCAGUAUUUGAAUUUGAAUCAGCAGACUAUGCCGAAUGGCCUGGGAAUGGGCGGCCAGUUUGAUUUCUGGGGCCUGUGGAUUGACUGCAGUUUCGGCGAUGGACAGAGCGUUGAAAGCUGCACCACAUAUCGAGAUUAUGUACAGCUAAGUAAACGCAAGCAAUUUAAGAUACGAAACAUGGAAGUGUGGGCCGUUGGAGACUUACCCGUGAAGGAAGGCGAUGAAGAGGGCGAGGGUCACAAACGUUCGGUGUUGGAUGGCAAUUUGGAAGAUCGUGCUAUGUUGGAAAUCGCUGGCAAGAAAAUGCAUUCGGACGGCUUACGCGAACCCGGCAUGGAUGAUUGAUAUUAUAUGAAACUAUUAAGAGGAAAAGCUUGUUUUUAUCAUGUUCAAGAAUUUAUUAGACCAUGCCCGAUUUGGGUGUGCAGUUAAUAAUUCAAUUCUUUUUCCUUUAGCCUUAAUUCAAGCCCUAUCAAAACACAGCGAAAAAUAAGUCCUGCGAACAAAAGAGUAUUUGUUCAAUUCAUUCCUAAAGUUUUUGUUUAGCUAUUAAUGUUUAUAUAUAUACAAUGUAUAAUGGAUAUAGUUUAUGUAAUACUGAGAGUAUUGUUGUUGCGUUUUAGAUUUAAAAGUGUGAAAAUGAAAUCAUUUAUAUGGUAGAACAAACAAGCAAGAGUAAAAAGCAAUGUUAAAUCGUCGAAUUUUCCCAUUUUUAUCCUACGUCAAUAAAAUGCAAAAUGUUUGCUGAA
Molecule: messenger RNA, 1870 nt
Organism: Drosophila eugracilis
Lineage: Eukaryota; Metazoa; Arthropoda; Insecta; Diptera; Drosophilidae
Product: MTOR-associated protein MEAK7
Exons: 7
Coding region: 120-1466 (448 amino acids)
Source: RefSeq, a predicted model, not a curated record